AGCGACGGUUGUUCAUUUGCAUUUCUGCUGCCACCUAAAAAAAAAAACAACUCCAGGAGGCUGAAAGCUUCAUUCUUAAGUGAUGUGGAGGUAAGAUUAAAAAAAAACAACAACAACAUAUCAAACUGUUUACUGUGACACGACGAGCGAGGUAAAGUCACACGCGGGCACGACUAGCACAGAUGUGCAUCUGCCGCGAACGCGCAGCUGACAGCAACAGGCGGCAAAGCGCGCUGGGAAGUGAGCCUGUGCUGAAAAUGAACACUAAAAAUAUCACACACACACACACGCACGCACACACACACUGUGGGUAGAAGUUGUUGCUUCGUCAGAUUGGACAGCACCGCGCACAGGCCAGGCGCAGUGGAUACCUUUACGCGCGGCGGCAGCUGUGUGUAUGGUUGGAGAAGAGCUUGAUGCGAGCGGAAAGAGGGCGGUCAAAGUGUGACGGUUAACAGUGUGACUUGCUCUGGCCGCGGUUUCACUCUCAACCCUGCGCCCACUGCGUCUCGCACUUGUAAUUGAUUCCGUCCAGGGCACGGGACACGCAUGCUUGAAAAGAACUCCGCGCACUUGAUGCCCGCUUUGGUGAUGCCAUGCCCCGGAACCACAGCGGAGACGAAGGCGGCGGCACCGGGCUCUGGAUGAGGACGUCGCCGGGGCACCGUAACGAAGGCUACGGCUUUAAAGAUGUGGAGUCCGGACGAAGGAUGAUGAACAACGCAGGAGACGGUUUGCUGUCAGCGUCCGCCGCGGCAGGUGCUGCCGGGUCCGAGAGCCUGAGGGUGAAGCAGGGAGCCCGGCUCAGCCUGCUCGGGAAGCCGCUCAUAUACAGCGCGCAGAGCGGCCGGAGAAACGUGCGCUACCGGCGGCUCCAAAACUACCUGUACAACGUGCUGGAGAGACCGAGGACCUGGGCGUUCAUCUACCAUGCGUUUGUGUUCAUCUUGGUCUUCAGCUGCCUGGUCCUCUCUGUGUUCUCAACCAUCCCCGCUCAUCAGGACUUCUCCUCCUACUGUCUCCUCAUCCUGGAGUUUGUGAUGAUUGUGGUGUUUGGAUUGGAGUACAUCGUCCGUAUCUGGUCGGCAGGAUGCUGCUGUCGCUACAGAGGGUGGCAGGGACGACUCCGCUUUGCCAGGAAGCCUUUCUGCGUCAUAGACAUCAUAGUGCUGAUAGCGUCGGUGGCGGUGGUGUCGGCCGGUAGCCAGGGCAACAUCUUUGCCACCUCAGUCCUGCGGAGCCUGCGUUUCCUGCAGAUCCUACGCAUGGUGCGGAUGGACCGAAGAGGAGGCACCUGGAAGCUUCUGGGCUCUGUGGUCUAUGCACACAGCAAGGAGCUGGUAACCGCCUGGUACAUCGGCUUCUUGGUUCUCAUCUUCUCUUCAUUCCUCGUCUACCUUGUGGAGAACAAGUUCAACAAGGAGUUUGCUACCUACGCUGAUGCUUUGUGGUGGGGCACGAUCACCCUGACAACCAUUGGCUAUGGGGACAAGACACCAAAGACGUGGACAGGACGCAUGCUGUCUGCAGGGUUUGCCCUCCUGGGCAUCUCGUUCUUUGCCUUGCCAGCAGGUAUUCUGGGCUCAGGCUUUGCCCUAAAGGUCCAGGAGCAGCACAGACAGAAGCACUUUGAGAAAAGGAGAAACCCGGCCGCAUACCUCAUCCAGUGUGUUUGGCGUAGUUAUGCGGCUGAUGAGAACUCGGUUUCCAUUGCUACCUGGAAGCCUCACUUGAAGGCGUUGCAUACCUGCAGCCCUACAAAGAAGGAGCAGGGAGAGUCGACCACAAGUAAAAUUCAUAGUAAUAAACAGAAGCUACUGAGGAGGCGUUCCACUCGGAAACAUAGUCAGAAAUUGAGCUUCAAGGAGCGGGUGAGGCUGGCGAGCCCCCGAGGUCAGAGCAUCAAGAACAGGCAGACGUCGUCAAUGAACGAUCGGCGGUCUCCGGUGGCCGAGGCCGGGACAGAGGGUACCAGCCCUGCCAAGGUACAGAAGAGCUGGAGCUUCAACGACCGCACGCGCUUCAGACCUUCACUCCGCCUUAAGAGCCAGUCGCGCUCCACCACUGACGACUCCAACAUGGCAGCGGAGGAUGGCUUUGAUGACAAGGGCUGUCACUGCGAGAUUUCGGUGGAGGACUUGCUGCCCUCAGUCAAGUCUGUCAUUAGAGCUGUCAGGAUAAUGAAGUUCCAUGUAGCCAAGAAGAAGUUUAAGGAGACGUUGCGUCCUUAUGAUGUCAAGGAUGUGAUUGAACAGUACUCUGCCGGUCACUUGGACAUGCUGUGUCGCAUCAAGAGCCUGCAGACCAGAGUGGACCAGAUCCUCGGUAAAGGCCAGAUCCCUCUGGAUAAGAAGAUACGAGAGAAGUUGCUGUCUGAUGGAGAUAUUUUAGAGGACAUGAGCAUGCUGGGUCGCGUCUGUAAGGUGGAGCGGCAGGUCCAGUCGAUUGAGUCAAAGCUCGACUCCCUGCUCGACAUUUAUCGUCAGGUUUUGCGCAAAGGCUCGUCUUCAGCACUCACGCUCUCCUCUCUGCCCCUGUUCGAGCUGGAGCAGACCUCAGACUACCACUCCUCUGUCUUCAGCAAGGACCUGUCCUGCUCCACCCAGGUCAGCAGCGGAGCUCCUCCCCCUGGCGGUUGCGUCACACACUCCUCCACCAACUCCCACCUCUCCCAGGGAGGACUCCACCUCAUCCUGGCGCCACCCAACGAGCUCAACCUCAAUCUCAAUGCCUCCUCUUCCACACCACCCUCCGGACUCGCAUCCUCCUCUUUCAGCCCGUCGCCGCUGCCUCAUCACCAUCAUCACCACCACCACCACCAUCAUCAUCCUCAUAAUCCCCACCGUCAUCAGACCCAAGCUCAGGCCACCACACCUGAAAGUGGCACUGAUGAGGCUGUGGGGAGCUCUCCACCCAUCCUCACCCCGAAUAGUGUCAGCAGUGGCGGGGGCAGAGGAGUCAGAGAUGGUGGGUUUCCUCUCCUGGCGAGGCUUCCACCGCCACCUCCUCCCAGCCGAAGUGGGGGCCCGAGCAACUUGCCACGAGCGACCUCCACAGAAGCGUCCCCCGACAUGGAGGACUUUUGUGGGAGUUUAGGGAUGCAGAUGGAGGACAGCAGUGUUGGGGAGGACCUUGGUCUUGGGUUGGGACUGGGCAGACUGGGACAGCAGCUACAGGGCAGCACCAACAGCAAUGGCAGGCUAAACACAAAGGAGGAGGGCUCCUGGAGGAGACAUAUGAGCCUGGAGCUGCAGCCCUUGGUGCCACCAGCGCUGGGCUGCUGCUCUGGCCCCAACCAGAUGGACCGAGGCUUGGGCAAGUCCAUGUCAGUGCAGGACCUGAUGCAGGCAGCACCGGGACCUGUCCAGGACGCCCACCACAGCCACAGCCUCUCAUCUCCAAGCCCCAGUACAAGCAGUGACUCCCCCAUUGGCUUCCACAGCUGUAGUCAAGACCCUGGGGGAGGAGGUGGUAUGGGAAGGAGUGGUGGAGGUGGAUGGGGUGAGGAAGACCUCUUUAUCAGCGACAGGGAGAUAGAGACGCAAGGACUUGGCUUCCUGUCAAUGGGGACUGCUGAGUGCCACACCUACUCCUCGGAGCUCCUGAGUACAGGGAGCAGAGCAAGGGCAGGGUCCCAGGGCUCUAACCGUAGCCUGGCCCACGGUCAGGCAUCCUCGCCCUCUGCUGGCAGCACCGAAUUGCUGAACAUGCCACACGUACGGCUAAAAUAAACUUGCCUACAUGUUCAGAAGGCACACAAAUCUCACCUCACAGAGACGGUUUUUAUCCUUUUUGGAGGGGAGUGGGAGGGUGGGAAUAUAACAAGGGGUCUUUUUUGUUUAUUUUCAUGUUGAUCCAUUUGAUAAGAAACACAGUAUUUUCAUACAGGCUGAUCACAUACAGCAUAUCAUUGCAUGAGUCUUUGUUUUAAAGUAUGAUUAGCAAAAGAUUAAGGCUUGUAUAAUGGGAACAGACCCCUAAAACCUGAGACUUUGCUAUGAAACAAAGCCAACUAAACAUGGUCCUGAAAGCCGGCUGGUUGAUAUGUGACUUUGAGACAGAGCAUGAGCACUGCAUGUUUUCAGUCAAAGGUACUGAGAUUAGUAAGAUACCGUUUACACUUGACAAAGUAGGAAGGCAUGGACACCUAACAUUUAUGAAAAAUCCUUUUGAGAAUACCACUCAACUGUUGUAGGUAAUGGAAAAAAUGGGGCUUAAUACUUCUAGAGUUUUAACUGGUUAUGUAACAGUCUCAACUGAACAGAUGCCUGUAUAAACAAACCAUCAGCUAGAAGAUUGGCUAUUUCUAUGUAGUUAUUCUUAAUACCUCCCCCUGGGUCAGAUUCCCCUUGAAAUCAAUGAAAUGAGGCAGUAGAAACACUACUGUUUCUGUCCACAGGGGCCGCCAGAAUCAACACAAAGUGAAAGUUCCUUGUCGGGACAUUUCACGCGCCCACACAUCUGUUUCCUGUCUCUCCAGUCAUGUGACAGGCUUCCAUGCUGAAGUGAAUGUUACCUCACCAUUGCCAAACUGUUCAUGCUCUGUUCUUCUUCUGUUUUAUUUCCAUACUAUUGUGUCCAUUUUAGAGAACCAAAUAACCUCCUUAAGUUUAUAUCCUUUAAAUUAUUAUAAUAAUGAAUUACUAACCUCGACCGAUGACUUUGGUUUCCCACAAUCUUUUCAAAUAUACCACACACAAGGACCAUGACAGUGUAUAUGCAAGAUUUAGCCCCUGAACUACAGGUCUUACAUAUUUAACAUUUUUAUUAUUUCUGAUUGAGGGAAAUACAGUUUUGGGCUUUUUGUAAUGAAUUCUUUCUAGUUUCAGGCAUCCAUUGCAUUGCAAUAAUUUCCAUACAGUGAAUCAAUUAGUGGACUCCUGAAACAUGCUUGAGUUAUAUACUCCUUCACAGUGAAUAUCAGUUCAUUUUUGUUGUUGUUACAUGAUCAUUGUGCGGUUAUGCAGUCUAAGUGCAGAUAGUUUGAAGAAGUCUGCAUUGCAUUACCUCCUACAAUAACUGUAUCAGAAAUUACUUGAAACAAGCAAGUUUGAAGUCAGCAAGUUUUCAUAUCAUACUGCCAGCAACUUGAGACAAAAUACGUCAGAAUUUCUGAGCCACAGCAUGUAAUGUCCAAGUGAUUUGUAGUGAAUAGGCUGAAUCAUGUAAAAUUAGAGGACUGCUCCUUUUCAGCUUGUGUUAUCUUGGAACUCUUUGACAACUGUAACCAUAAUCUCUUACUGAGGAGUGCAGUGGGAAAAGCCAGACAGAGAAGAUAAAAGUCAGUGUUCCUGUAACUAAUAUAUGAACACUUAUUGAUGUCUCUUCUGCCAGCUGUCAGCUGUAGUACGAGUUGCACCAAGUUCAAAGCACAUACACGACUAUACACACCUGUUUAGGCACAUGUACAGAUAAGGAGAGGAACAAGGAGCGGUUAUUGCUUAUUUUCAGAUCAAUUAUGCACCUCCAUGACAGCCAUGGAUUGAAACACAUCUUGAAUGUCAUUUCUUGGUUAGAAAAACAGUUUGAUAUUUUGUCAGAAUAUGUGUGUCUUAGCGAAGCACUUUGUUUUGGUUCGGAAACAGAUACACUGAAAGACUUGUUCAGAAAUCUAACUUUGUAUUGCAUUUGGCUUUUGCCACCCUGUUUCUACAUGAAAGGAAGAUAUCUUAUUUGAAUUAAGGUCAGUGUUUGCUUUUUUUCCAUACAGUGUAAUGUGGGAUUAGUUUUUCUUCUUUGAAGUGGACUCGCUGCAGAAUGUACUCCUGUACAUGGUACAGAAUCAGGUGCAUCAGGCAAGGUUAAGUGGCUCUCUCUAAGUUGUAGGAUAAAUAAAUACUACUCAUAAAGCAUCCAAAGCCUCAGUGGUGAAUAAUCACCCUUAGCUAGCAGUACCUCAAUGAAUGCUAAAGAGCCACUUGAAAGACCAGAAUAUACGUGACGGAGUCUUGGGGUCAGUUUGUUUUCAAGAAGUGGAUCUUACUUUCCUUCAGAUAUUUAAAUAUAUUUUGCAUGAAAAGGUUGUCAUAUCCAAACCUAUCUAUAACUGAGAAUGAAUGCCAUGUGACAAGUCAUUAAGACAAAUCACUAUUUAUGGUUCGAACUGAUUGCAUCGGAAGUAAAAAAGAAAAAAAAAAAGACCUCAGCUCUGAUAUGAAGUCUACAAAAUGUGCAGUACAUACAGUAUAUUGGUGCCUUGCUUUUGUGGUACAUAUUCAUCUCCAUAUCUAGAAUUUCCUGAAAAGUGCAUUAGGUUCUUCAUUUCUCUCCUUGUAAAUGUUACGACUUGAGGCAUUUUUCUUUUAAAUUCAGAGAUCAUUUUGCUACUGGGCAUAAAACGGGCCUUUAACAUGUUAACAUUCUGUCUCGUUUCUUUUAAUUUAUUUAAAUUAUGUGCACAUAUUUACACACUAGUUAUAAUCUCAGUUAGAUUUAUGAAGCCUGUAAUGUAAUGAAAAUGCAAGUGAACUUUUAUUCUCAUCCAUCAAUAAAGGAAAUUCUAUGAAGA
Molecule: messenger RNA, 6508 nt
Organism: Dicentrarchus labrax (European seabass)
Lineage: Eukaryota; Metazoa; Chordata; Actinopteri; Moronidae
Gene: kcnq5b
Product: potassium voltage-gated channel, KQT-like subfamily, member 5b
Exons: 15
Coding region: 597-3731 (1044 amino acids)
Biological process (GO): transmembrane transport; potassium ion transport
Cellular component (GO): membrane
Molecular function (GO): voltage-gated potassium channel activity
Source: RefSeq, a predicted model, not a curated record